Molecule: messenger RNA, 966 nt
Organism: Bolinopsis microptera
Lineage: Eukaryota; Metazoa; Ctenophora; Tentaculata; Lobata; Bolinopsidae
Product: putative hydroxypyruvate isomerase
Exons: 1
Coding region: 79-885 (268 amino acids)
Source: RefSeq, a predicted model, not a curated record
UCGAAGUAUUUUUUUAUAAAAUUUUAUUAUAUAAUGAUUUAUUACAUCUAAUGACAUUUGUAAUUUAAGCCAACGACCAUGGCUGUUUCACAAACCCUCAAGUUCGCAUGCAAUAUUGGAACAAUGUUUCCUCAGUCAACAUCAUUGAUAAACAGACUUCAGAAGGCAACAUCUUGUGGGUUUAAUGCUUUAGAAGUGGCAUUUCCAUACUCUUGGUCGCUUGAUGAAUGGCAGGAAGCACUUACUGCUCAUCCAAUGCAAGUUGUAUUAAUCAAUACUCCUCUGGGCGUGAACAAGGAGCCAGGCUUGGCGUCUUGCCAGAACAAGUUAACAGAGUUCAUGGCUGGUGUUCAACAAGGGGUCGAGUAUUGCACUGCGCUGAAAUGCUCACAACUUCACAUCAUGGCAGGAAAUGAACCUCCUUACGAGGGACAAAGGCAAAUUUUCAUUCAUAACAUGAGGCAAGCUUCAGACAUUUUGAAAAAACACGGAAUUGUUGGCCUAAUAGAAACCAUCAGCCCUGGGACCAUACCUGGUUAUUUUCUCAACGAUCCAAGGGAAACCUUGAUGCUUGUUCAGGACAUUUGCGUUCCAAACAUAGCUUUCCAGUUUGAUGUCUUCCAUCUGAGCAUGCUGGGAGAAACAGAUGAACAGAUAGCAGAUCUAUUUGACGGUUGCAACCUGCAUUUCAUCAAACAUGUUCAAGUUGCUCAGACUCCUAAACGAAAUGAGGUUAAUGCCGAGGGAGGUGUUGAUUACAGGAAGAUUUUUAAACAUAUGAUAUCGAGGAGAUAUAGUGGGUAUGUUGGACUUGAGUAUACUCCACAGGAUUCUUCUGAUAGGCCUUGUUCCGAAGAGACCUUGAAAUUUUUAUCAGAAUUUUAGCUUUAAAAGUUUAAAAAACCAAAAUUUAAUAAUUUUUAAAUACUGAAAAGUUACAAAGUAUGUACACUAUGUUAUUGUAUU